This is a messenger RNA of Rhododendron vialii, 2807 nucleotides long. RefSeq names its product telomere repeat-binding protein 5-like. The coding region runs from base 514 to 2475 and encodes 653 amino acids. The record is from RefSeq and is a predicted model, not a curated record. Gene Ontology annotation, molecular function: protein binding. NCBI's taxonomy places the organism in Eukaryota, Viridiplantae, Streptophyta, Magnoliopsida, Ericales, Ericaceae. The transcript is spliced from 11 exons.
GAGGGUUUUGGCAAUCCGAGAGAGAGAGAGAGAGAGAGAGAGAGAGAGAUUGGGAGGAGAGAGAAAAUAGAGGGUAACGUCCGAAACAACGAUUGGUUUACGAGAAAGAAAGGGAGAAAAAUGGGGUAGGGAGGAUAUUACCAUCCGUAAAGUGUCGUGAUUGAUGUGAAUUCUUAUCCUUAUGAGAUCUGUGCUCUUUGAAUUCUCCGACAAUUCUCCGAUCUUUCAUGGGCUCCGCGUAAAUUCGUUUGAAUGUUUCGGGAGGGAAACUCGCACUACUGGUGAAUACAGAGGAAGACAGAAAUUAUUGGGGCGAAAUUGGGAUUUUUCAUGCAAAUCAGAGAAAGGUCUGAGAUUCAUGCUUCGACCUCUGAAAUCUUACAGGGUCUCUUGUUAUUACAGAGUCGGAGCUUGGUCAUGCUGUGUUAAUGUGCAUGAGCUUCUCUUAGAAUUUGAGAGAUUUUUGAGAAUGCUAGAGUUUGGCAUUUGAGUUUAUGGUAUGUUCUCCGCGAUAUGGUGUUGCAGAACAGGUUAGGAUAUGGUUUUAAUGGCUAUCAGGUGCCCCCCACACCUCGAGCUACCAGAUCACCUAGGAGGGGCUCGAUUAGGAAGAAAGUUGAUGACAAUCAAAUGUGUGCGUUUGACUUAUUGGCUACUGUAGCUGGCAAGUUGUUGUUGGAGGGACAAGUUUCUCCUAGUUCUAGUAAUACAUUAACUGGAAAAGAACCCUGUGCAGUUGCAAAAGAUUCAAUUAAGAAAGAGCAGCUGGAUGACGAUAGUGCUUCGAAAGUGGAACCUUCUAACCUUGUCUCCAGAGCUCCUGAUCUACAUUUUAGUACAAAGGAAUUUCCAGUUGCUCAUAUUGAUGAUUGUUCCGUACUUGCAUCUGUAAUUACUUCUUCCGAUUGCUCAGAAAAGAUUGGUUGUGCUGAAAAGUUGGUUAAUGACGAAAGCAAGAUUCAACCUGGGAGCAGCAAAGUGGAGCCGCUAAGGGCACGAAAUGCGUCAGAUGUUACCAAGGCAUAUAUGUGCACUUUGGACGAGCUGGCGGUUAGAUACAGGAAACCUCCUGCUCUAAUUAGUCAAGAGAACAGUGUGAAAGUGCCUCUAGGCACUGGUCAUGUUUCUUUCCCUGCAUGUCGGGAUGUUGUAAAUAUAGCUGUUAGAGAUGAUGACGAAAACUCUUCUGGGUGCACUCAACCCAGCACCGCUAAAACGACCUUCAGGCCAUCACCACGCAUUGGUGACCGUAGAAUAAGGAAGAUAUUGGCAUCCAAAUUUUGGAAGGCAGCUCCAAAAUUGAAGGAUGGGGAAUAUUUUACUGCUGAAACAAAGCCUGCCUACCACAAUAGGAAGAAUUGUUACAAACGUAAAAGGUCUCUGAGGGAUUAUCCAUUGAAGAAAAGGAUACUGUAUGAUGGUCGCUCAUUAUCAAAUUCUGAUGGAGGGAUAACUAGUGAGGGCAUAUCUAGUUCGCCAAGGAAAGGGUUUAGUUGUGAUGCUUCUGGUUCUGGUGCAACACUGCAUGGAGCCUUUGGGACAACAUCUGGUGUAGCAAGCCGACACACACCCUUCCAGUCCCGAGAUUCACAUGUGAAGCUUAGAAUCAGGUCUUUUAAGGUUCCAGAGCUUUUUAUUGAGAUUCCAGAAACUGCAACUGUUGGUUCUCUAAAGAGAAGUGUUUUGGAGGCGGUGAAUGCUAUAAUGGGGGGUGGACUACGAGUGGGUGUCCUCCUUCAGGGAAAGAAGAUUAGGGAUGAUAAUAAAACUCUACUCCAGACUGGAUUAGCUCACGACAACAAGCUUGAUGCUCUUGGUUUCUCCCUAGAGCCUACUGUUUCACAAGCUCCCCCACCUCUGUGUAAUGAAGAUCACCCCUUGCUACUCAGCUGCAAUGCACCUCAGCCACUAACUAGGUACCCGCCUGCACCUAGUGUAGUUCAUAACAUAGUUGAACAGAGCGCUGCUGAUGCCUUACCAGAUCCUCCUUUGACAAGUGUGGGCAGCUUUGUUGAAAGCGAUCAUGACUCGGCACCCUCUCCUCCUGACAUGUCAGAUAAAAGCCCAAUGGACUCCAGAGCAUUGGCCGCCAUUCCAGAAAUGGAUGCGGAGGCAUUGGCUGUUGUACCCAUGAGGAAAUCCAAGCGAUCUGAGGCUGUGCAGCGCCGAAUUCGUCGACCUUUCUCUGUUUCUGAAGUGGAAGCGCUGGUUCAUGCUGUUGAGAAGCUUGGAACUGGAAGAUGGCGCGAUGUUAAACUGCGAGCUUUUGAUAAUGCAAAGCAUCGAACUUAUGUGGAUUUGAAGGAUAAAUGGAAAACACUGGUGCACACAGCAAGAAUAUCCCCACAGCAAAGGAGGGGUGAGCCCGUGCCCCAAGUGUUGCUAGACCGUGUCCUUGAUGCCCAUGCUUACUGGUCCCAACAGCAAGCCAAGCAACAGCUCAAACAGCAGUCCGACACUUGCCUCCUCCUCUGAUAGCUUCUUCACCAAUCAAGCACUCACGGUAAAUAGUGGAUGGCGUUCAAAGUGGCGUGUCCUCAUGUAAAAAGCUAGUCAUUCCUAUAUUCUAGCUCUCAGCGGCGAUUCUUUCCCUAUGUGGAGAGAGAUUGGCGCUUGUAAAUGCUUGACAGAAUAAGAGCUUGCUAACUGUAUUUUUUGAUGCCAACCUCUUGGCAUUUUUGUUGUUCAUUUGAUGGUUUGUUUUUGUUUUUUGGGGAUUUUUCUUUACGUAUCUGUACAUUGUUUGAUUCUAACUUUUUGUAAUGCUUGCCAAGUAUCAGUACUACGAAUUCAUUGGCUUCCCAACA